Penicillium waksmanii is the source of this 861-nucleotide messenger RNA. RefSeq lists its product as uncharacterized. Gene Ontology annotation, molecular function: RNA binding. Bases 1 to 861 code for a protein of 286 amino acids. The transcript has 3 exons. NCBI's taxonomy places the organism in Eukaryota, Fungi, Ascomycota, Eurotiomycetes, Eurotiales, Aspergillaceae. The record is from RefSeq and is a predicted model, not a curated record.
AUGGAGCAACCUCAUGGCGAGCAAGAUGCUUUGUCUACGGGCAGGCGAAUCUAUUUAGCUCAAGGCAACCUACCUUACAACGCCAAACCUUAUGAUAUUGAAACCCUUCUCGGGGGCAGCGGAUUCAACCAUUUGGAAAACGUCCACAUCUCGAUUGACCCAGUCAGCGCGCGAAACCCGGGAUACUGCUUUGUCGACUUUCUUGACCGGCAAACUGCCGACCGAGCUCUUUCCGACUUGAAGGCUUCCAUCAACGGGCGACAUGUCAAAGUUGGUCCCUGUCAGCCCAAGAAGCAGAACAAGUCCCGUUGGGCCAGCGAAGAUGACCCCGUUAACAAACGUUGGGGUGAUUGGAAUUCCCAAAAUGGCAACCCCAGAAGCAUGGAUCGGACUCAGAACGGUCAAGGUCCUCACUGGGCGCUGGAUCACUUCGAUGAUAUGGUAGACCACCUCGGGGGACGAAGACUAUAUGUCGGCGGGUUGGACAUGAUGGUCAACCAGGCUUUACAUAACACAGAGAUGACCGAGCUGUUUGCUGAAUUCUGCCCAACUGCGAUUGGCAAAAGAAUCACACCACAUGAGAGUCAAAGAUCUCUACCAGGCCAUCAUCACUACUGCUUCGUUGAUUUCGCUACUAGGGAACAGGCAGCCAACGCGAAAAACGCACUAAAUGGUCAGCCCUUUGGAGAAGAAAAUUUGAAGGUAUCAAUUGCAAGGUCGAUACCGAAAAAAUUAGUGAAUAGACAUACGGUGACGAGAGAGGAUCAUCCGGGGUGCGAUGAAAAAGUCUUCUAUCGUCCCAGCAACUCUUCUUCUGAAAGUAGGGCCCAAGAAUCCAACAACUGGCGCAACAAGAACUAG